CCAGUGACCAGUGAGUGGGCCCAGCAGCAGCAGUGAGUUCAGUAGGCAGAUACAAGCAGGAAAUAUAACAGGAUGGUGGGAAUUUUUAUUGCCCAUUAUUUCAAUGAAAUUUCAUUUUGGAAUUUUUGUAUUAAAUAAAGUAUUUGCGUAUCCUUUCAAUGGUUUUAACGAUGGAACUUAAUGAGCAAAUAAUAAAAACUUGGUUAGAUGCAAUCAAUGAGUGGACAAGUGUUGGUUUAACAGGAAAAUAUAUUGUUGAUAUGACAACAGCAGCAGAGGAUUUGAGACACUUGCUCUCUGAGUUGAAGAAAGUCCUAAUUAAAUUGGAGCCAAGAGAGGUUCUUAGCCGGUUUCCAAGUGUUCCGAAAUUCCUGCAUGCUCUGCUAAGCAAUGUGAUGGUACAGACUACAGAGGAUCUUCACCGCCUUGUUUUACAAUGUGUCUCGGCUGUGGCUGUUUCUUUUCAACAACACGGCGAUGAAAUACACGAGAAAUCCAUUAAGUGGGUGAAGUCGCAGAUUAAAUCAGUGUGUCAGUCCUAUCCUGCCGUUAUCAACUCAUCUGUAAACAUAGCAGAACAUUUUGGACUACAGCCAGUCGACAUUACAGGGCAGCUUAACAACGAGUUAGUUACCUCCUUAGUGGAAGAUCUUAGUAAUGCUGCAUAUUGUCAUGGAUGGAGUGAUUUACACAGGCAAUUUAUUCCACGAUACCCGAUAAGAGGAAACACGUUGAGAAGCAUUUCAGAGAUGUGUUUGCCCAUUUUAACAAAACCGGUUGUUCGUCCUUUGGUCGAGGCACUUCUUUGCUGCGAAGCCGCAACAGAUGUCAUAACCAACAGCACAAAAGACGUCACCACUGAUCAAGCCCUCUCUCCGCACUUCCUAAACGCACUGAAGGAUAAUCCUAAGGACUGUUAUUUAGGUCUGUCACAAGGUAUCCCACUCACCUAUGAUGCAAGGGUUAGUUUGUGGUUGCACGAUCACUUAUACUUUGAAGAGGAGAUUAUUUCUCUACUGGAAAUUUGUUGUUUUGAACGGAAAUACAUGUCGCGUGAAGAAAUGAGGAAAGUCGUCUCUUUAAGAGAAGUGCCGAAAGCUUUGGGCGAGAUAACUUCACUCUUUUCAGUAACAUAUCAAAUAAUACUGCGAGUGAUUUAUGAGACGAGUGGAGAUCUCUACGUCUUGAAAUUUGUUGGGCUUCUCUUUCAACUGAUGUCUAAAAAUCAACAACAAAAGUAUAAGACUCCGUUUGCUGAAACGUUUAAAAUCAAUUAUGCCAACAUAUGGAGUGUCGAAAUGUCAAAUUUUGUCAAUCUGCUAACCGUCGAUUGGGCUGAUAUGGCAGCGAAACGUUUUUUUCAUCAUGCCGAAAAUGUUAAAGAUCGCAUAAAUGAAAUUUGUUGGAGGACAGAGUCACCAGGGUGUCAACUCUAUUAUAUAUGGUUGAUUUUACAAGGAUUUCAAAAUUUAUCACAGAGAUGUUGUUGGGUUGUCCUCUUUGCUGAUCAACAGUUUGUAGGAACAUGUUUAACAAUUCUUUCCUGUUGUCAUGGAGGUGGAACAGCGUUUGACGAUAAAGCCAAGAUGAAAUUGAAUAAUUCUGUGGAUAUCUUACGCCGUCUGAGAAACAAGAAUGAAAUUAUGACUAGUGAUAUAUUGUGUGUUCUGGACGGCAUCGUAGACCCCACUAACUGCAGACCAAAUGUUGCGAUCAUAAUACGUUACCUUGUAACGUUGUUUAUGUUAAUCAGCUGUUCUUUAAACAACCUGGACAUUCAGGCGAUCAUCUUCAAGUUGUCCGUGGAUCUUUCCUUGCCGAAUGCAUUUGACCAAUUAUUAGAUGUCGUAGAAGAGACCAUUCGCUUUCAGAAAUGCGCACAAUCCUGGAUCUCUGUGAACUUUCGACUUGAUGCAUUGUUGAUCAACAGCUUUAUACUUCUCGACGCGAUCCGCACGAAUUUUGAUGAGUACGUCCGUCAGCACUCAGAGAAGGACACACAAAAUGAAAUUGGUAUGGUAAAUGAUAUUCGCUCGAGGUACGACACCUUGUAUGAAAUAUUACGAGUAGAAAAAGGGUAAAUGUGAGACGUUUUUUCUUAAACAUUUUCCGUUGUUACCAUACAUGCUUGCGUUCGUAAGUAAAAAAUGAAUGGAAGUUCAUAAAGUUAUGAACAAUGAACAAAGAGAAACUUCAGAGGAACUUAUCAUAAUAUAAAUAAAAGAAAUGUAUAAGAUGUAUAAAAAUCUAAUAAAAGGUGUUUCACUGCAGUAUAAACCUCUAACCUCUAGCU
This is a messenger RNA of Dendronephthya gigantea, 2293 nucleotides long. RefSeq lists its product as uncharacterized. Lineage: Eukaryota; Metazoa; Cnidaria; Anthozoa; Malacalcyonacea; Nephtheidae. The coding region runs from base 159 to 2081 and encodes 640 amino acids. Gene Ontology annotation, biological process: interstrand cross-link repair; cellular response to oxidative stress; nucleotide-excision repair. Gene Ontology annotation, cellular component: Fanconi anaemia nuclear complex. The transcript is spliced from 18 exons. The record is from RefSeq and is a predicted model, not a curated record.